This is a messenger RNA of Homarus americanus (American lobster), 6304 nucleotides long. Its product is annotated as zinc finger CCCH domain-containing protein 13-like. Lineage: Eukaryota; Metazoa; Arthropoda; Malacostraca; Decapoda; Nephropidae. The record is from RefSeq and is a predicted model, not a curated record.
CUUCGUAGUGUGAGGAGGUAUGCGUCUCCUCUCCUGACUGAAAACCCCUCGAAAUCCUCCCUAAAUCCUUGAAAAUCGGGGGAUACAUAAUCAGAUAAUAUGUAUUAGUGUUUUAUAAAGAAUCUAAGAUGGAUAUCCUCCCAAGUGCUGCGUUAAUAAGUGAAUUAGACGUUGAAAAGUGAUAGUUUCCUAGGUGAGGUACGGAUACCCUACCCAUAUUAGGUAAAGUCUUGAAGAAAUCGCCGUCGUCAGUGUUGCCAAUAACGGAUGACUGCGUGAGUGACCUCGUCUUGAAGGUGUGAGCAGCAGCAGGAGACGUAGUAGCAGUCGCAGUAGUAGUAGGGGUGGUGUCAGGUGGUUAGUAUCAGUGAGUGAGGGCGUGUAUAAGGUUGUGGGGUGGUAUAGAUAAGUGUGAUGGUGGGGCGUGUGGGCGUGGAGGGAGGGCGUGUGUGAGCUCCGGCCCAUAACCAUGCCCUUAAUACGGCCCUCUAACGGAGCACCAGAGUCCCGUAACCCCAUUAAAGUCGUCCGUACCGAAUCCAUCAAAUCAGAACGUUCCGAUAAAAGAGUCUCGUUUAAUAAAGAUGUGGGAGUGAAACAUAUCCCCCGUGGAACUAAAACAAAGGCUAAUGUGUUGGUAGUUCGCCCUCCUGCCUCGACCAACCGCGACGAGUGGGCUAAUUGUUCCGAGGUGUAUCGUGAACCCGUGUCUCUCAAUUCACAUCAGCUAGAACAACAAGCGGAGGAUCUGGUGAGGCUCCUAGAUCACGUGAAUUGCGACGCCCAGCCUCCCAAUACGCGUUCCUUGGAUAGACCUCCUAAGAAAAACACCAAGAAUCUGUCCCAUCAUACCUAUAAUAACGUUCUAUUUAAUAACGUCAGGAAUAACAAGAAUACCAACGUGACUAAGGGGGAUUCUCGAGGUCGACCCAGGACGUUAUCAACCUCAAGGACGACUAAUCCUAUCACUCGAAGGAUAAACAAAGGAUCACAGCCGAAUUUACCCAACGGUGGCCCACUGUCUCAUCGGCACAGAUCAGCUGACCAUUUACCCGAUACAGAUCUCGACUCGCCUCCCAUACCCCGUCGAGCUCACCAUCCCACAACCCACAAGUCCACCCCAGAUCUUAACACCCUCUACAACAACAACCGCGAGACGUCUAACUACAAGUACCAACAAGUAGACGAAAGCCACCACCCACAACCAGUCCACGGCUACAAGUCAAUUGAUAAUUUAUAUAAUGGUCAACGACAGAAUAACCUAACUCUCCCUCCUCCUCACAGCAAUACUUACAAAUCGGUGGAUAAUCUGACAGUAACGGAUCCACUGCCCCCUACCCGUCUGCAAGGCUUCAAGUCCGUGGGUCAUCUGCCUUCUACAGCCUUAUCUGACACGGACGAUACAGAUAUGGCGCGACAUGAGCCUUAUAAACCCAAAGUCGGGAACAUCAUCAAGAGAUUCAACCAAGAUGCGGAAGGAACACAUCGGCAAACAUCUAUGGUUGAUAUGGCCACCGAAAUGGACAUUGGGCAACGAGGAACGCUAGAACCAGAUCGUUAUCGUAACCAUAAUAACAAUCAGCCAUUUAGUUACACCGGGACAGCGCCUUUGUCUUCUGUGCAGGUGGUAAGGCGGCUCUCUCCUCCGCGGGAACUAAGUCGAACUAGUCCCCCGCGUGAUUCCCCUCCUCGUGACCCUCCUGUUUAUGCUCAGGUGAACAAACGCGAUGGAAGGGGACACACGAACGGCCGGAGAGACAUAGAGAGGAACUACCACAACGCACGACAGGAGAGGGAAUACUCUGCUAAGAUUAUUAUCACCGAUGACGACCACCGGCCUCCUUAUGACGACCACUACCGCGAUAUGACUCCUAAGAAUCUUUAUCAGGAGGAUGACGAUGCCUAUGAGAGUUACCAGGUCCCAGAUGAUAACCUUCGGCGCCUCCUACAGGAUGAUUUAGAAGCCUAUAAGGAACAUUCUAAUAAUAACAUCAACAUGUCUUCUGUCGGGGUUCAGACUGAGGCCUUACCCAAAGUUCCAACUCGUUCACGUAACAAACCCCACAAGAGCCCAGCGCCUUCCCCUACACGACAGAUGACCCACCAACAGAAACAAGAGCACAGACAACAGCAACAGACCUUCCGCCAACACGAGCAGAAGCAUCAAUCCAACUAUCGCCAGACGAAGCAGGAAUACUAUCAGAAGGACCCCAGACCUCAAGGGAACAUGAACAACAACCUCACAUCUGCGUCGUUAGUUCGUCAGAUCAACCACGGCUUCGGCAGGACGGAUCGAUCACCAUCCCCCCCACCUAGAGUCGCCGCCACACGUCAAAUACGUCGUAACGUCGUUCCUCUCCUCUCCGAUACGUCUGACUCGGAAGCCGAAUGCCGACGACGCACAGUAGACCCCCUGGCUAGAAUCAGAGACCAGGUAAUGCAGAGAGAAAAAUUACAAGAAGAGGAAGAAGAACAAGAAGAAGCGAGAAUAAGAAGACCCAUACCCCAGGAAAGUGGAGUCAUGCCCUACAGAACAGAAGAAAUGACUCCACUUACUAUAGAUGAAGUGGAUGCCCUCAGUCUAGUGAUGGAGGAGACAGGAAGGAAAUCACUCGUGGUCUCUAAUCAGGCUCAAUCCAAUACCGUCACUAGGAUCUCGAAUCAUCGUUCCCGUAGGUCUGAGACGGUGACGGAACGAAUCCACGGUAAGGAUAGCCUCCCCAAGCCCCUGAAACCUGCCAGGGAGAAGAACCAUGUAUCUAGAGAAGCCACGCCCACACGGAAGGGUAGAGACACCCCCACACGUAAAGACCCGCCCACACGUAGUGACCCGCCCACACGUAGUGACCCGCCCUCACGUAAUGAAACGCCCACACGUAAUGAAACGCCCACACGUAAUGACCCGCCCUCACGUAAUGACCCGCCCUCACGUAAUGACCCGCCCUCACGUAAUAACCCGCCCACACGUAAUGAAACGCCCACACGUAAUGAAACGCCCACACGUACUGACCCGCCCACACGUAAUGACCCGCCCACAUUAGAGAAGAAGAAGAAGAAUAACAUAGAGAAGGAGAAAGUAAUAAAAGCCGCUAAACAAAAGGAGGAGAAGGAAAAGAAGAAGAAGAAGAGAAUUAAAAUCAAAUUCUUCUAUGACCCGAGACCCCAAGAUGUGCCAGACACCGACCCAUUGGCUAAUUUUACCGAUAGAGGGACCGGACGAGAGGGACCGAGACAACUGCUGAAGAGAGACCGGAGAAACCGCCGUGAAGAGAGGGCCUCACCGCGAGACAACCGCCGUGAAGAGAGGGCCUCACCGCGAGACAACCGCCGUGAAGAGAGGGCUUCACCGCGAGACAACCGCCGUGAAGAGAGGGCCUCACCGCGAGACAACAGCCGUGAAGAUUCUCAGGAACGACGGAAAGACGAAGAGGAAUACCGGGACGACUACCACAAUGACCGCAACGACCGCACAAGCAUCGAGAGGGACGACCACCACCACCACCACCACCACACAAAACGACGUAGCGAGGAACGCGAGAUAAGAAACGACUACCAGAUGCGUCGAGAACUACCUGAUGUUCUCGACGACACGACCCUGAGGAAAGAACGCCGCGUGGCCUCUCGAGAACGACUAGAUACGACCCCACGACCUAACAAACGCGGCCAGAAAGAUCCCCGUGAGGCUAGAACGACCCGUGAGCGCUCCUACGACUCUUACGACAACAAACGACGUAAUUCUAAAGACUCCCGGGAUUCUCGUAGUCGUUCCAGGGACGACCGGGUCUCCUACAACGACUCGGCUGAGGAACGACACCACAGCUACGACCACGACGAUGAGGACGACGAGAGAGGCUCACCAGAUGGUCGUGCGGGUCGUAGCCUGAGUGACAAGUACCGCACGGCCCCUGUGUACGACCCCCCUGAUGAAGACGACCAACCAGAGAACGACCACCACCAGCCGCCACCACCACCAGUUGAACAACCACCACCACCUGAGGGAGACGAGAAAAAACAUAAAACAAUGCGACAAAGAAACAAAUUCUUCUCAGCGUUGAUGAGUGAUGGACGUAACAAACAAACAACAACAACAACAACAACAAGCAAGAACAAGUCCACAGCAACGAAGAGCAAGUCCAACGAGGCGAUUAAGUCCAACGAGGCGAUUAAGUCCAACGAGGCGAUUAAGUCCAACGAGGUGAUAAAGUCCAAAAAAGGCCAAACUACUUCCCAAAUCCCGCCACAGCCACCACAGCCAACUCAACCCGAAAAGGCCAAACUACAGGCGGCGCCGAAGAAGAAGACAACGAAGAAGAAGCGGGCGUGGCCGUGGGCGUUGUUGGGUAUGCGGGGUGGUGGGCGGGGGGCGGCUAAGGUCCCCCAGGGUGGCGCCCCGGGGUCGUCCUCCCGCGUGGCGUCCUCUCGGGUGUCCUCCAGGGCCUCUUCCCGCGCCUCCUCCCGUAGUUCUCACCGCCCGCGACGACCCAGCGUUCGGGCCUCCAAGAUCCGGCGUGAUGGUCAACAGGCAGCGUGGCUCAACACUCGAGAGGGAGAUGAUGGCUCACCCCCCCGACAGUGGGAGACGUCCACACUCAACCGGGCAGAACUCCGGGCCCGUAAGGACGCCCCACACACCGAGAGUCGCGGGUACUCCACCGUCCAGCGCCCCUCGGCCCGUAAGUACUCGGCAGAGUCGACGGCGUCUUCAGGAGCGCCGCCCCCCCAGGUGACCCGCACCACCAGCUUCAAGCACCGCUACUUCGGGGACACGGACGUCGAGAGUAACCACGGCGGGGUGAGUGCGGUCGGCGAUUACCGCAGUCUGCCCAACCGUGCCUCCAGGUCCGCCCACAAGGGUGCAGGGCGGGGCCGUAGGACUACCAGCGGCCCCCGGGGCACGUCUCCCCCGGUGGCAGGAUCAGCGGGCAGUUCUCUACAGAGCAGUGAGAGUGAGGUGGACAGUCACGGCGGGUCACACGCCUCCAAGGCCUCCCACGUGUCCACGGGCUCCAACAGGUCCGUGUACCUCCACGCUACCGCCGUGGCUGACAUCCCCGUCCGCCGCGGGCCAGAGGAGGCGCCCAGCGAGCGCAGCGUCAGCCGUCAGACCAAGAAGGUGUCCCGCUCCUUCUCCCUGCUGGCGCCCUGGAAGCCUCGUCACUACAGGGAGAAGUUUGAGGUGGAGUAUGACAACAAGGAGGCGAGGGGAGCGCUGCCCCCCAGACCGCCGCGACGACCUCCUGCUGACCCCAACGACAAGAAGGUCAACCGUUCCCAGAGUGUGUACAAGGACUCCCGCCUCGCCACCUGGCUCAGACGACGACGGAACAAGGAGGCCAAGGGCAUCUGAGUCACCACAGCCGGACCACAGCCGGACCGCGUCUUAAGGUCUUACUUUGACUGGUGGUAACAAACAGCCGGCUGUCAGUGUUAGUACCCAGACCAGUGUUGUCAAGACCAGUGUUGUCAAGACCAGUGUUGUCAAGACCAGUGUUGUCAAGACCAGUGUUGUCAAGAGCAAUGUUGUCAAGACCAGUGUUGUCAAGACCAGUGUUGUCAAGAGCAGUGUUGUCAAGACCAGUGUUGUCAAGACCAGUGUUGUCAAGACCAGUGUUGUCAAGAGCAAUGUUGUCAAGACCAGUGUUGUCAAGACCAGUGUUGUAUCGUAUCAAAGUCGGGCGAUCAGAGCUAUAGUCGUACUCAAGCUUAUGGAGGUAGAAAGCUUAAUAUAAGAUAAUCUGGGAGGGUUAUAAGCUGUGAGUUGGACCCCAGGGUAACCCCAGUCAACCUUCAUAUACAUAUAGAGAAGCACACGACCCUUAACCCCUCCCCACCCCUCCCCGCCCCACCCCACCCUAAACAGUCUCUCUCUAUAUACAGUAAUUAACCUAAAUCACCUAUUAAUUAAGACGUGUAAUCAAUACCGCUUCUUUAAUUAACACAAUCAGCCGCUGUCUGUCUGUAUAUAUGUCUAUAACCUAAACCUAACCUAAACCUAACCUAAACCUAACCUAAACCUAACCUAGUCCUGUCUUGUAAUAGUCUUAAUUACAUCUCAGGACCAAUUAAGGUAUGAAUUGGUGUGACGUCAUCAGUAUUUCUAUAAAAACAAAAAAGUCAUCAUGUAGAAAGAUAAUAAUAAAUUUGAUCCUUAUUCACCCUCGUCAUAAGACUCAGAAUUACUGGUUUGGUCAUAUCUUUUGAGAGAGGUCAAAUGAUGGAACAGAUUUGUGCAUUAAGUUCUCUUAUGUGGGGUUAGGUUAGGUUCAGGGAGGGACUGGAGGGAUAGGAAGGGAGGGACGGAGGG